Molecule: messenger RNA, 1624 nt
Organism: Eutrema salsugineum
Lineage: Eukaryota; Viridiplantae; Streptophyta; Magnoliopsida; Brassicales; Brassicaceae
Product: probable protein S-acyltransferase 19
Exons: 3
Coding region: 1-1302 (433 amino acids)
Source: RefSeq, a predicted model, not a curated record
AUGGUCCAAGGGAAGAAGUUGAAACUUCUACCGGAAGAACACAGAAAGAAGUUUUGGGAAGGCAUUACCACUUAUGAGUAUGUUGUGGCAAUGAGAGCAAUGAGCAAGGCGCCAGCUGGAGCUUCGAUCGAUGAGGAAAUGCCUAAUGUGCAGUAUUCUCCCUCUGGAUCUGCCACGACCGGUUUUAGUGGUGGAAGCUCUCUUUGUCUACCAUACAAGGGAGCCUGGUGCACUCCUCCUAGAGUGUUUGUUGAUUAUCAAGAUGGAGUCAUUCCUCAUUUGGACCCUGGAAUGGUCCCAUCGACCAUAGAUCCAGAUGCAGCUGAAUCAGCAGAGAGGGGUAACAAGAUCCCAAAGAGACCUGUCAAAAUCAGUGCUUGGAAACUCGCAAAGCUGAAUUCAAAUGAAGCUACAAGGGCAGCAGCCAGAGCCAGAGCAUCCUCGUCUGUCUUAAGACCGAUAGAAAACCGUCAUGGACAAGACGAUGACCUUAGUUCUAGUGGCACCAUCAGUGUCAUCAGCAGUGUAAGCACAGAUGCAAAUGGAGCUGUGUUGAGUAAAGAAAUGAGAAACAAUGAUCCAAGGUUGUCUCUUUCUAGAAACUCUUUUGCUCAAAGCCAAGGUAGCAGGGACGAGUACGAGACAGGGACACACAGUAUGAGCAGUUUCAGCAGUCCUAGCCAUGUUCACGAGGCCGUCACGCUUAGCCCUCUCCCUCAGUCUCAUACAGCUGGCCACCGCUUCACUGCACCGGCAUCAUUAAAUGCUCCUCGUCUACUUCUUAAUCCAGCGACCAACCACUUGAUCCACUCAACCUUUAAUGCAAAGAUAAUGCAGAAAGGAAACAACCCCGAUCCAUUGCUUCACACUGCUCCUUCAGCUUCUCUUCUGAGAGAUGUGAGAAGAAUAUCAGUUGUUUGGGACCAAGAAGCAGGUAGGUAUGUAUCAGUUCCUGCAACAACAUCUGAGGCAAGAACCAGAUUGUUCUCACAGAACCAGCCACUUCCUAUCUCACACAUGGGUAACACUCAGAAUCCAAGACCCGUUGUUCUUCCACCUUCAUCUGGUAAGGCUCCUCCUCCAUUGCAGCAAGGAGAGAGACUUACGUAUACAGGUGACUCAAUCUUCUUUGGGGGUCCUCUGGUGAAUAUUCCGAACAGAGAUAGCCUUAGACAUGAAGGAGACUCGGGAAGAGAGGGACAAGAGAGAAUGACAUUGACAUUGCCUCGAGAAGCUAGAUUCAGAAGAGACUCAGCCUCAAACCAGCUUCCAGUCUUUGCUCCUGUUGGUAACCGCAAGUAAAAACCUUCAAUAUUUCAAGGACCUUGAUAGAGACUGACAGGAGAAGAAGAGGCUUAGCUGCUUGAAGGUCAAAAUCAAUGGGACUCGCUCAACGGUUGCAGUCAAUAGAUACGAUUUGUCUGAAUCUCCGGGGACUUGUGGUUGAGUAGUUUGCGGAUUAGUUGAUGAGGUAGAAAGUAGAAUCCUUUGUGAACAUUCCUUCCACGAGCUGGGUCUUCUUACAUCAUUGCUUCAUUAUUCGCUUUGAAAGAACCAAGUUGUUGUAUGACUCCAUGAAUCUAAGAUCUUGCUUUUAUGAUCAUUACUUUAGAGAAUUAGCUCA